AUGUCGUUCGUGCCAUCCUUGAGCGACCGAGUAUAUCUGGCCAGAUGGAUCUUCGAUCUUCGUCGAGACACGGGAGAGCCAAUGCCGAGCUACAUCAGCAGAGACGAUGAGGCCUACCACGACGUUGUCAAGGGUUUCGACACCGAGUAUUUCAAGAAGCAGCGCACGGCUCGGCUGUCGGCAAGGUCAAAAGAAUGGAAUGCCCUCUACUCGGAGCUCAACUGGUUCCUGUACAAGAUCGAGCAGGAGGGCCCGGAGGAUGCCGCCGACAAGGCCAAGGAGUUGAACCACCAGCUCUGGAGCUUCAUCCUGACAGGUCUGGAGGAGAUCCCUGAGCAUCCGGAUUUCGGAACAGACUUCAAACAGGCGAUUCCCCUUGACCAGCUGCGCGGAUGGCUACUGCUGCAGAGAUCAAGACUUUCCCCGACGGAGCGUGCGGCAGUCAUCAGCGCAGUCAAAGGCAACUUCGACUACGAUAGCAUCGGCGAGCAGCUAAGAGUAUCUUGGCCAGAUGACGAGCUGACGAACAGAGAUAAGAAGCACGGCAAGGACAACCAUCGCCAUCGCGACGCCCAGGAGAUCGAGGAGGCCGAGACCGCGUUCGCCGCCCAGCAGCGCAGUUUCGAAGAAGCUCGGGAUCUACUCCGACGAGUGAAGACCGCCAGGAAGUUCUACCCCGACAGCGCAAGUUCCAGGGACCGCGAGCUGGAUCCCGAGGCUCUGGAUCAUCGAAAGGACGAGGCCGAGGGAGCGGACAACGACGUGAUGCACCACCCCGACGGACCCUGUCUGAAGUGUGGCGGCAAUCACGAGACGAAGGAUCAUAAAGACCGCGCUUCCUCCACCAGCAGCAAAGAUCGUGAACGGCCCAAGCGAGGUUUCGGAGCCUACGUGUUCUUCGGCGCCGAGCAGGACGCCGAGAUGGAGGCGAAUCUCAUCAGGAACGAGACCUCGCGCCUGGAGCUGGAGACGACGCUCAACAAUAGGCCAGUGAUCAAGAAUCGACCGAAGCUUCCGAAGAAACAGCUCGAGAAGACGAAGUACCUAGAGGUGGAGAAAUCCAUCGAGAGGCAGGAGCAAGUCCAUCAUGUGAAGCUACCGAGCUGGCCAACCCUGGAGAAGCUAGACGACUGGAUCCUCAUGAGUGUGAAGCAGAGCUCCUCCAAGGGCUUCGGUAUUCUGGACAUCGGCGCGACCUCCAGCAUCAUGGGCAUCGAGGCUGCCGAGAACCUACGCGAUAUCAUCUAUGAGCAGACGGGCAAGAACAUCAAGAUGGACGUUAGCCAGAAGAGUACCUUUAUCUUUGGAGACGGCAACGCCAAGACCUGCACCGGCAAGGCAACCUUUCCUCUGAUGAUCGCCGGUGUGGACGGCGAGCUCGAGAUAAACAUCCUCGACGCAGAUGCCCCGCUCUUGAUCGGAGUGGAUGUUUUGAGCCGCCUAGGAGCUGUGAUCGACUGCGAGGCACAUUCUGUCUACUUCAAGAAGCUCGGGCGCCGAGCUGAACUGCUCGUCCUUCCGAGCGGCCUCAUGUACAUCAUCAUCAUUUACGAGUACGGGGGCACCAUCUCCAAUUACGCCUACAGCAACAUCAUCAUCAUUUACAAGUACGGGGACAUCAUUGAUUACGUCGGGGACAUCAUCACUUACGUCCGGGACAUCAUCCGUAUCAGCCCCGGCUCCAUCACCUACAGCAUUAUCGGAGUUAUCUCCAGAGCCCUGAGAUCCGACAACAUCCAGUUGGCCCUACAUAUUCGCAUGAGUCUCAACCGCGAGGCGACAUGUCGCAAAGCAGAGAGCCAGCAGAUCAAGCUGGAGAACGAGGAGAUGGACGGCCCUUGGGAGCAGGUGGAUGUUCGGGCCUCGCUACGGGACUCGGGAUCAUCGGCGGCGACCUCCACGUCGACGCCGGCACGGCCUACACUACAACGGAUGCAGCCGCAGGGGCGACUGAUCGCUCAUCAGGACGCGAGGGGCCACAUCUUCUACACGAUCGAGGGCUCGGAGCAGGACAACAGCACGAAGCGGAUGACGGACACCUUCCUGCAGGAGCACCUACCGAAUUGGGAGAUGUGGUCCAGCAAGCUCCUCCAGCAGUGGACGCAGUGCCGUCGCUGGGGACGAAUCAUCCAGAAGGUCUUCAUCAAGACGAUCGAUCGUGUGACGUGGAAGCUGGACAGCCUCGGACUACCUGUGCAGUUGCUACCCGAGAGGUACCCGACCUGGCCGGCGGACAUCGAGCAUCGUGCGAAGAUCGAGCCGCGCCAGCCGUGCACGGAGCCGAAGCAGCGCCCCCUGUCCCAGAAGUCCGCAACCUCAGCAGCCGCGCGCGAGCAGAAUCAAGAGCUGCGAGCCACCAUCGAGACCGCAAAGUUAGAUUUCUUGACCAAGUUUGCGGAGGUGGAUGCGUUUGCAGCGCUGAGCUCGGAGCAGAUCCACGAGCAGCUCAGCAUGGUCACGUUGGUCAACCACCUCAAGCCGCUGUGCAAGAUGUGGGGACUGACCCAGACUGGCAAGAAGGAGGAGGUGAUCGACAAGAUCAUCGCGUACAUCAUCGAGCAGCGCGGCACGGCGGCAGCGACCAUCCAGAUCAAGAAGGAGAUGGAGACCAAGAAGAUGGAGACGACGGCAAUGCCCGUGGGCCCGGCGAUCUCAGCUCACUAUACUCAGAUGUGCCAGCACCCGGACUGCAAGCUACGCCGAUGCAUCGCCAAGAACGAGCCGAUCGUGAAGAUGAGGCUCUACGGUUGGCGCCACCAGGCGUGUGCGGUCAGGUCGGCCAUUUUCGGAGCCAUGUGCGCCCUCGCAACCUUCGGCCGCCUGACGAUGGUCGAAGCGUGCACCCACGAGGACUCGAAUCUCGGGAAGGUGUGCGAUGAGAAGGGCUACCACUACGAGCGGCUCGGACUCUUCAACGAGAACGACCUCAGCAAGCCGCAGGGCUACCACAAGGCGAAGUUCCUGCUAGACGAGAAGCGCCCGGAGCUCUUCGUCAGUACACCACCCUGCGGUCCAUGGUCGAUAAUGCAGAACGUCAACCAGCGCAACGAUCAACAGAAGGAGAACCUUCGCAGGAAGCGGCUCAAGAGCCAGCGGAUCUUCGAGAACAACAAGAGGCUCAUCGAGCACCAGGUGCUCAAUCUGAACGGCUCGGCCCUCGCCGAGCAGCCCCACAACAGUCGUUCGUGGCAGAAGACCUGCUGGAAGGAUCUCCACAAGAUCCUACCGUACGAGGUGAUCGUGGAUGGCUGCGCCUGCGGACUACGAGCCCCUGACACGGGCGAGCUCAUGAAGACGCGCUGGAAGUUCUUGACGAAUGACAGGAGGAUCUGGGUAGCCCUACAACCUCUACAGUGCCGUGGAGGACACUACCACGAGGAGAUAGAGAGCAGCUUGAGGACCGAGGCCUCGGGCUCCUACCCCAAGAUGCUGUGCCGCCGGAUCCUCAGGGCUCUGACCAAGAGCCAGAACCAGAACUACUUCGAGGACGAGGUUGUGAACUGCCUCUGCAUGGCAGCUACCCAGCAGCCCCCGACAGAGCCUACGCCAGAGGAGGACGAGCCGACUCUUCCACCACGAGACGGCAAGAAAGCGCACAACCUCACCAACGAGACGGUCAAGAAGCUCGAGAGCUACAUCAGAUUGGUGCUUUUUGACGCUUUCUCGUGGAUCCGCCGCAGCACGAACACGAACGUGAUGGCGCUGGCGAUACUCGACGCCGGCUCGGACAUCCUCUACGUGCGGCUGAUCGACGAGAAGCCGAUCCCGGGUACUACCCGGCAAGUUCGUGCAGGCGACCUUCGGCAUAUCUUUGCUACAAAAUGGUUCCCCUGGAUGGGACGCCCGAAGGUCAUGCGCUACGACCCUGCCGGCAGCGCCAUCUCCGACGAGUUCCGCGAGUGGAUCGAGAGCCAGGGAGUCUACUGUCUCCCAUGCGCGGCCGAUGCCCACCGGCAGAUCGGCAAGAUCGAGCGUGCCAUUGAAGCCUUCAAGGAGGCCCUCGACGCUUUCGACGAGAUGGUCUCAGCCGAAGUACCCACCAGCGAGAUGUUCGGACUCCAGACGGCGGCCAGGAACGACCUGAUCAGGAUCGACGGGUUCAGCCCGCUGCAGCGCUAUGCGGGACGGGCGCCGACUGGGACGACAGUCAAUCUGUCGGACGAGCCGAACAACCUGCCGCUCAUCAGUGCCGAGCUGCAGGACGGUACCUUCAGCAGGGACGCCCAGGUACGACGAAUGGCGCGGCUGGCUCACAUCCAGACCGAGAACUCCGACCGAGUCAAGCGAGCGGAGGCCGCGCGCUUCAGGUCCUUCAAGAAGUACGAGACGGGCGAUCUGGACGCUGGUACGGACCUGGACGAGUACUUUGUCACGAGCCAGCGAGCUCGGGACACCGACCUGGUCUACCUGGGACGGUGGUUAAUAUCACACUGGCUGGCCGCCUCUACCGAGUUGCUCCAGAACAACUUCCCGGGGACCUGGACCUUCGGCGAUGUCCAGAAGCAGCUCGACACCAAUGAAGUGAUCGACUUAUCGAACGAGCCCCCGCCCACUGGCGAGGACUGGAAGAGCGACCUCUACCUGGACCGCGACCUCCCAGAAGGCGGCCACGAAGCUGGACUACCCGAGGCAGCUGAGCAGCCCAUCGAGGAGGAGAUCGUCAUGGAAGCCCCUCCCGGCGACGACCAGGAGGAGCGCGCGUCGCAGCGGCCCAUCGUGGCGGAGACUGACGAUGACCUCGACGAUAUCUCAGCGCCCGACGUGAACGAUAAGCGCCGGAUCCGAGAGCCCGGCACAACCGAGCCCCCGGCUAAGAAGCAGCGGGUCAACGCUGCGACCCAGGUGGCCUUUUCCUACUACCUGCAGGAGGGCAACUUCUACAGCGACUAUGCCUACAGUGUCCAGCAGUACGACGAUAUGACGGAGAACGACGAACUUAUCGUGCUGGAUAUCCCUGUCAGCAACGAGCAUGCAUUCAUGGCCUACAUGGACGAUCCCAGCAACUUCGUGGCAUCGCAGGCCCGCAAGGGCCGAGUGGAGGUCUCAUUUAAGAAGGCGACGCCUGAGGAGAAGAAGCUGCUACUCGAGGCCCAGCAGAAGGAGUGCACCUCAGUCCUCAGCACGAAGGCCGUCAGGAUCCUCAGCCGACAGGGGAUCGACCCGGCGCGCCUGCUGCACUGUCGCUUCGUGCUGACCUGGAAGAAGGACACGCUCAAGACGCUGCAGCUGGAAGUGAUACAGUGCGAGCCGUGCGUCUGGGUCGUUCGAGACGGCACGAAGCUGGUUGGCAUGGUUAUCCUACACGUCGAUGACAUGAUGAUCGCCGGCGACCAUCACAACUCGGCAUUCCUCAAGAAACGACAGCAGAUACAACAGGCCUUCGAGUGGACACCUUGGGAGAGCCGAGCGUUUGUGCAGUGCGGCAUCAGUAUUCGACAGAAUGAGGACUACACCUGCAGUCUCGCACAGGACAGCUACAGCCUGAACGUGGAGCCCAUCAAGAUACGACGUGGACGCAAGCCCACGGAAGGAGUUUCAGACAAAGAGAGAUCAGAUCUACGAGGCCGACUUGGUACAGUCGGAUGGCGAGCUCAGCAGUCGGCCCCGUGGCUCAGUGCAGAAGUCUCUCUACUCCAAGCGGAGAUACCUACGGCGACGGUCUCUACCAUCCAGAAGAUCAACAAGCUGAUCCGCACCAUGAAUGACACUGCUGACGUAGUCAUGCUCAUCCCGGCCAUCGAGCAGAUAGCUGUGGUUGGCUGGGGCGAUGCUGCCUGGGCCGCUCGUAUUACUGGCGAGUCCCAGGGUGGCGAGAUGAUCGUGCUGGUACCACUGUCUUUCCUGAGUGGCUCGACAGAGACGUUAGAGUGCGGCCAAGUGGACUACACCAACAAGCAACACGUGAACGACGCCAUCUCAUCCUGCCCUGGCGUACUGGUCACAGACGGUAAGUCGGGCUACGACGCGAUCGAGAAGAGCGAGUCAGCUGGUCUUGGCCUACGUGACAAGCGGACGAGCAUCGAGUGUCUAGGCAUUCGACAGCAGAAGGAGCAGACGGCCCUCCAGAUACGCUGGGUACACAGCGAUGCCAUGCUAGCCGACGGCCUCACCAAGGAUCGAGCCGCCAAGGUCUUGCUGGAGUUCUUUCGGUCAGGUCAGCGCUGGAGACUCGUGGACGACCCACUGCACCGCAGUGCCAGGAAGCGCAAGACCGAGGGCAUGGACAGGCUGGACCACGGCAAGCCGUUAUCUGCAGACGACGAUGAAGCUAUGCUGGAGGCCCUGAUCUACUUCGCUCGCGACAAUCCCUACGAGCAGGAGACCCCUGCCGGAGAUAUAGCUCUUUGGGGCACUAUGAAGCCUCUCACGCGCUCUGUGCUUUCUGUGAAUUCAGUGGCCAGAGGCAG
Prorocentrum cordatum is the source of this 6407-nucleotide messenger RNA. Lineage: Eukaryota; Dinophyceae; Prorocentrales; Prorocentraceae. The record is from the annotation of a GenBank genome assembly.